AUGGGCGAAGAGGACUACAGCGGACGCCCUGCAAAUGACGAGGCCAUGAAAGAGAACAUAGCCAUCGAGGCCGAGCGUGUUGGUGAUAUGGACACCACCAAGACGGAAGGCGACGACUUUGCGCCUGACGAAGGGAAGCGCCUAGUUCGGAAGCCGGAUUUCUGGCUCCUACCUCUCAUGAUGAUGACCUAUAUGCUUCAAAGCUACGACAAAGGCAUUAUGAGCGCAGCAACCCAAUUCAACUUCAAUAGCGACCUCGAACUCACCACAAUCGUCGGAUACCAAGCCGGCGGCAAACCCAUCACCAACAAUCAAAAGUACUUAAAUGCUGCCAUGAUGAUUUAUAUUGGCUAUUUGGUCGGAACCUAUCCCAUGAUCUACUUGUCUCAACAUUAUCCCACCUCGAAAGUCCUUUCUCUGGCUACCUUUCUCUGGGGUGCAGUGGUUAUGUCGACAGCGGGCUGCUCAAACCAUGCGGGUAUCAUGCUCAAUCGGUUCUUCCUGGGUUUCCUGAAAUCUACGGUGGCUCCGGCCUUUACCGGCCAGAUCAACACCUCGAUGCCUCAUUGGAAACCUAUGUUUCUGAUCUUGGGGGCUGUGACGCUAGUCUGGUCCAUUGUUCUCUUCUUUGCUCUGCCAGACAGUCCUUUAACCACCAAGCGGCUGACUGAGUCGGAAAGGAGGAUUGUCGUCUGCCGACUGGAACGAAACAACGCCGGCACCAUUAGUCGCAAAUUCAACAAAGGCCAGUUCCUUGAGGCAUUUCGCGACUACAAGCUAUACAGCUGUACUCUCAUUAUCCUCCUUACUGGGGUCCCGUCAGGGGCCCUGGGUACGUUUGGGACAGUGGUGAUCAAUGGGUUUGGCUUCGACCAUUUUGACUCGUUGGCCUUGACCUGUCCCAUUGGCGCCGUCACCGCGACCAGCAUUCUCUUUGUGGGCUAUGUUAUGCGCAAAUGGAACAGCCUUCGGUACCUGUCCAUUGUAACAUGUGCUCUCAUCUCCAUUGCUGGAACGUUUAUUUGCUGGCUUGUGCCGCGAGAUAAUCGUGGCUUGUUGUUUGCAGCCGUCUUCCUCAUUGCGGUUCAAGUCUCUGCCGGAGGAGUAGCAGUUUCUCUUGCUGCAUCAAAUAUCGCAGGACACACGAUGCGAGUGUGUUUGUGCACCUUCACCAUCAACACUCUGACAUCUUGGGCAUCAUCCAUCGCUUCCCGAACCAACGUGAACCGUCAGCUUCUCGGUUGCGGAAAAGAUCUUCCUGGCGGGCAGAAUGUUGGAGAGGUCUCAAACGUGACGAUAACAAGUGAUGGGAAUAACCGCAGCUAUCUCAUCUUCAUCCCGCCAGCCUCCUGCAAAGACACUCCGACGUCAGCAAUUGUGUCUUACUACGGAGGCGCACGGACAGCAGAAGACCAGCUAGAUUUAGAUCUCCCGACAAGCCCGGAAUUCAACACUAAGUCGUUCGUGGUAUAUCCCCAAGGAUCAAUGUUGAGACAUCUGCAGAAUACUUGGCAAGGAGUGCCCGGGGUAACAAUGAAUGAUCUCAAAUUCACCACGGACAUCCUCAACGAGAUCGAAAGCCUGUAUUGCAUUGACCCAUCUCGGAUUUAUACGACUGGGAAGUCAGAUGGUGCGGGUUUCUGUAACCUGUUAGCCUGCGACCCAGAUCUCUCGACUGCUUUGGCCGCAUUUGCUCCUGUUUCUGGAGCGUACUUUGUUGACUCCUUACCCUGCAUGCCUACGAUGGUGGACCUACCAUGUUCCCCAGGAAGGUCUCAGAUUCCGGUCCUCGCUUUUCACGGCGGCAACGACACGGCUAUCCCAUACACGGGGAAAGAGCGCAAAGGUGAGUGUCUUCCGAGCAUUCCCCACUUCAUUCAGGAAUGGGCGCUGCGGGAAGGACUCGGGACGACGAACAUAACGACACCGGUGGCCAACGACACUGUCAAGUACACCUAUGGAAUGGGACAUGACGCAGGCUUUGUUGCUUUCAUCUUCGACUCGGAUAUCGGCCACGACUGGCCUAGCACAGCACCAAAUGGCGACAACCAGCACGCAGGUCAUCAUCCGGCCAGCUCUAAUGCUACGCCGAUCAUCUUGGAUUUUUUCCAACAUCACCGAUUGAUCUGA
Molecule: messenger RNA, 2130 nt
Organism: Cladophialophora bantiana CBS 173.52
Lineage: Eukaryota; Fungi; Ascomycota; Eurotiomycetes; Chaetothyriales; Herpotrichiellaceae
Exons: 5
Coding region: 1-2130 (709 amino acids)
Biological process (GO): transmembrane transport
Cellular component (GO): membrane
Molecular function (GO): transmembrane transporter activity
Source: RefSeq, a predicted model, not a curated record